AUGCGCGUCUCGCUCUUCCCUGUCGGCCUCCUGGUGUCCGCUGCGGCAGCCGUGACCACGACCUAUUCCGCCUCGUCAGCUACAUCGACAACAACCUGCGGCGCCCUCCCAGUCCUGAACCAAUGUCUCUCUUCCACGCAAAUCAUCGCCAACGCCUGCAAACCCACGGAUUACAGCUGUCUCUGCGAAAAGUGGAAUGUGGUGGUCGUCUGUUUCGACGUCUGCCCCAGCGACAGCCGUCUCUCGGGCAUGCAAAACACCGCGGCUAGCUAUUGCGCCUACGCGCCUACAACCACCUCCGCUGUUGUCACGCCUACCAAGACACCCACCGUUUCCUCGACGAACUUGGGAAAUCCGAGCCCGGUUCCAGGCGGGUCUACAUCCGCGGUCUCGGGUGACAAUGCGGCCUCGGCGGGAGGGUCUUCGGGGACGAGCGCGACGGGCGGCGCGAAUAAUGUGGUGCUAGGAGCGGGCAGCGUGAUGAUGUGCCUUGCGGGGCUUGUGGGUGCCUUCUUGUAA
Molecule: messenger RNA, 519 nt
Organism: Drepanopeziza brunnea f. sp. 'multigermtubi' MB_m1
Lineage: Eukaryota; Fungi; Ascomycota; Leotiomycetes; Helotiales; Drepanopezizaceae
Source: RefSeq, a predicted model, not a curated record